Oncorhynchus masou masou (cherry salmon) is the source of this 429-nucleotide messenger RNA. Its product is annotated as keratin-associated protein 6-2-like. The transcript has a single exon. The record is from RefSeq and is a predicted model, not a curated record. Bases 1 to 429 code for a protein of 142 amino acids. Lineage: Eukaryota; Metazoa; Chordata; Actinopteri; Salmoniformes; Salmonidae.
AUGGAGGAGUAUUUGGAGGGGUAUAUGGAGGAGUAUAUAGAGGGGUAUAUGGAGGGGUAUAUGGAGGGGUAUAUGGAGGAGUAUAUGGAGGGUUAUGUGGAGGGCUAUAUGAAGGAGUAUAUAGAGGGGUAUAUGGAGGGGUAUAUGGAGGAGUAUUUGAAGGGGUAUAUGGAGGAGUAUAUGGAGUGGUAUAUGGAGGGUUAUAUGGAGGGGUAUAUGGAGGAGUAUAUAGAGGGGUAUAUGGAAGAGUAUAUGGAGGGUCAUAUGGAGGGCUAUAUGGAGGAGUAUAUAGAGGGGUAUAUGGAGGGGUAUAUGGAGGAGUAUUUGGAGCGGUAUAUGGAGGAGUAUAUGGAGGGCUAUAUGGAGGAGUAUAUAGAGGGGUAUAUGGAGGGCUAUAUGGAGGAGUAUAUAGAGGGGUAUAUGGAGUAG